AUGAAUUUCUGCGAGAAUACUCGACAGAAAUGUAUCGAAAUCAUAGACAAUUUAAUGAAACAUCCAAUAGCAGAAAUAUUUAUCAACCCAAUAGACCCAGAAUUAGACAAUGUUCCUAACUAUUUCGAAAUUAUUAAAAAACCAAUGGAUUUAUCAACGGUAAAAAAGAAUUUACAAGACGGAACUUACACUAACUUCAAUGAUUUUAAGAAAGACGUCGAACAAAUAUGGGGAAAUGCUUCGUUAUUUAACGGAAGACCUUCAUUACCUUCAAUGAUGGCUGACGAACUAGCAAGAAUAUUUAAGAAACUUGUUUCCCCUAUAGAGUCAUUAGGUAGAGAAGAAUGGAUUGCUGCUUAUUCCAAAUCUCAAGCACAUCUUUACAAAUUAUUCAGAGCUCAACCAAAGCAAUUAGAGCAAUUUAACUUAUCACCAGACACAGAAAUGCUUGUUCCUGAAAGGAGACUUGCAAGAUCAUUCCUUCAGGCAGAAGAUACAAAAUUAUUCCAAGAAGCUUUCAGAUUUAUUCAUGAUCCUGCUCAUUUAUCAAAACUUAAGCAAAUUAUUACAGAAAAUGAACCUUCAGUCGAUCCAACUGAAGAAGAAUUGCAUAUUAACUUAUCUGCUUUGACUCAAAAGACUCUUAAGCUCUUGCGUGCAUUUGCCAUUGAAAUGAAAGAAGUUCAAAUGAGGCAACCAAUGUUAGAAUAA
Trichomonas vaginalis G3 is the source of this 711-nucleotide messenger RNA. RefSeq names its product acetylation-dependent protein binding. Gene Ontology annotation, molecular function: protein binding. The coding region runs from base 1 to 711 and encodes 236 amino acids. The transcript has a single exon. Lineage: Eukaryota; Parabasalia; Trichomonadida; Trichomonadidae. The record is from RefSeq and is a predicted model, not a curated record.